CUUCCGAGAAGAACGGGCCUUUGGUUUAGCGCUCGAAUUUUGCCCUAAUGUCGUCCCCUCACCGGCGUAAUGCCUUCUCCGACGAAGAAGAACACCAGUACGAAGUCCUUCAGCAUCUAGGAGACGAAACCGACGACGAAGACGACGACACCAACGACGACGACGACACCGACGACGACGACACCAACGACGACGAAGAAGAAGAAGGCGGAGAAGACGAGCGAGGAGCCAGAGAGUACAUCGAAGUGCCGGACUCGCCUGGGGUUUGCCAGAACGAGAAUGACGAGAAGGAGAACCAAAGAAGGUUGGAGGGCGGUGGAGGAGGGGACGCUGUUUGUUCGACUUCGGGAUCUCAGGAGGACGGCUUCUGGAACCGUGGCGAGACCGAGGGGUUAUCCUGUCUCAUUUGCAUGGAACCUUGGACUAAUGGCGGCGAACAUCACAUCUGUUGCCUACCUUGUGGACACUUAUAUGGGUUUUCCUGCAUCAAGAAAUGGUUACAGCAGCGGCGGAGUUCAGGGAAGUGUCCGCAGUGCAACAGGAAAUGUAGUGUAAAGGAUGUCCGGAAAAUUUUUGCUUCAAGGAUUGCGGCAGUAGAUGGUGAAUCCCACAAGAGGAUCUUAUACCUGGAGGCCAAAUUAAGUUCUCUUGAGAAGAAGGAAGCUGGUUGGGGUAAAAAAGAAGCUGAAUGGAGAAAAGUGGAAGCGGAGUUGCGAUCAGAAGUUAAUCAGCUGAGGAAGAGCAUAGUUUCUAUGGAGAAUAUGAUGAAGAAUGGGCAGAGGAAGACAUGCGUGGCUUCUCAGGAGCAAUGUAUACCUGGUCGUAACAUCUGUCAAGACCCCUAUGGACAGGCACCUUCUUGUAACUUCAGGCCUCAGGGGGAACUGCAAGUUAGUGGUGCACGCUUAUUUGAUAUAGAUGCUACUAGACAAGUUUUAUUGUUGGCUCGUAGGCUCUCAGGGAUGGGUGGAACGUAUGUGCUUACCCGAAUGAGCCUUAUAUCUCCUCAUGAAACUGAUGAUUAUCCAUUGCCUUCUACUACCAAAGCCAUCAAGGAUCUUCACGUUUCCCCCAAUAAUGAUGGUCUUGCAGUAGUAGGCUCGUUAGGCAAGAAGUUAUCGGUUAUAAGCAUGGAGAGCCACCACACUGUCCUCUCCUAUGAUCUGCCGGCCGCAGCUUGGUCAUGUUCUUGGGAUGUCAACAGUUCUCACCAUGUUUAUGCUGGACUACAGAAUGGGAUGGUUUUAGUAUUUGACACACGUCAAACCAUGGGACCUUUGGCAUCAUUAACUGGCUUAACAAGCAACCCAGUUCAUACAAUACAUUGUCUCUCUAUCAAUUCCACUCCAACUUCUUCUUCCGUUAGUUCCCUAUUGUCUGCUUCAUCCAUUGGGCUGUGUCAGUGGAACAUUGGUGGCACCGAUGAAAGGCCAUCAUUGGUUUCGGGAACCGGGAUCUCAGGAGUUUGCAUCUCCUCUUCGUAUUGUCCUGAUAGUGAUCAUGUGGUAGCCUCAUUUCGACCAAGGGUUGAACUUUCUGAUGAGUCCUUCUCAACUCAGCCUUCAAUGGCUGCUUUUGGAGUUAAUAGUCACUUUGUACAGGGCACUUUUUUAUGUCUCAAGAGAACAUGUGUGGAUGCUUAUCAGACGCUGAGUUCCACAUAUGCUUUUGUGGACAACAUCCGGUUGCCGAAAACAAGAAUUUUGGACUUAGGGGAGAAGAAACAACUCUUUGCAUCUUGCGAUGAGUCCACACAUGAGGUCACAUUGCAAGAGCUGUCAUCUUUUGAUGUUACUCAGCGAGUGAAUCUGGCAAGUUAUCCUCUUCAAGAUGUGAAAUACAGAAAGGUGCUCGGUCAGGGACUGCUCGGUCUUUUAAGCGAGGACAGAGUGCAACUUCUUAGGAGUGGAUCUUUGUGAGAAGGGAUCAAAAUGGUGUUGUAGAAGACUGUGCAGAUGGAAGCAGGGUGAAUCAAUCAGCAAAGAGUUUAUGGGCAGAGACGGUGAGUUGUCUUUGGAAGAUCAUCAAAAAUACAAUUCAUGAAAGAUGAUAGGCAUAAUGAAGAAAGUCAGGUAAGAAGCUUAAAAUCCCAAGCAAAGCAAGUUCUUCAUUAGUGCAACUUUUUUGUUAUUGAUGUCACGUUAAAAAAAUAAUAAUUUAUUUUAAUAAAUAUGUUAAAUGUGGAUGGA
Molecule: messenger RNA, 2189 nt
Organism: Tarenaya hassleriana
Lineage: Eukaryota; Viridiplantae; Streptophyta; Magnoliopsida; Brassicales; Cleomaceae
Product: E3 ubiquitin-protein ligase RFWD3
Exons: 14
Coding region: 48-1919 (623 amino acids)
Biological process (GO): protein ubiquitination; interstrand cross-link repair
Cellular component (GO): nucleus
Molecular function (GO): ubiquitin protein ligase activity; protein binding
Source: RefSeq, a predicted model, not a curated record